AUGAACAUCAGCGUUGUAAAUUUACAAACCUGUUUAUUCUAUCUAUAUGCGAGUUUAUUAAACUACAGAUACUUAUCGGGUGGAUCCAGCAUCUUUUGUGUUUCGAGACUCUUUCGACUUGGUGUCACAACGGUAAGAGAAAUAACGCAAGAAGUGACAGAAGCGCUGUGGGAUGAGUUGAAAGAUUUUUAUCUGCCAGAAGUAGAAGAACAAAAGUGGCAACAUUACAGUACGGAGUUUGAGACACGUUGGAAUCUACCGCAUUGCUGUGCUGCUGUCGAUGGUAAACACGUGUCCAUAACCUGCCCACCCAAUUCGGGAUCAUUAUUCUACAAUUAUAAAAAGCAGUACUCCAUAGUACUGAUGGCUAUGUGUGAUGCCAAUUACAAUUUUAUUGGUGUUGAUAUCGGAGCUUACGGGGGAAAUGCUGACGGAAGCGUUUUCUCUAACAGCAUUUUUGGACGUCGCUUAUUACACGGGGAACUAGGGCUACCACAACCCGCUGCACUAUCAAAUGGGGAAGUGAUUCCCUAUUUCAUAGUGGGAGAUGCAGCGUUCCCAUUGAAAGCAAAUUUAAUGCGGCCUUACCCUGGAAGAAAUUUGGAAGCGAUCAAAGAAAAUUUUAACUACAGACUUUCCAGGGCACGCAGGACCAUUGAAAAUACUUUUGGGAUUUUGGUGGCUCGCUGGAGGAUCCUAUUAGCACCUCUUCAUUUACAACCGAUUGCUGCAGAAAAUAUUAUAAAAGCAACCGUCGUGCUGCAUAAUUUUGUAAAAAGUCACGAGGGACAACAGUAUGCACCACCCACAUUUGUAGAUCAAAUUGGACAAAAUGGUGAAAUCAUACCAGGUGAGUGGCGAUCACACGUUGAUCCCCUCGAAGGAAUCAGCGCAGAUUUCAUCCAGCGAGGAAACAAUGCAUCUAGAGAUGCAUAUUUCGUGCGCGAUGCUUUGGCAAAAUACUUAUUAGAAACAUGAUUUCGUUAGCUAUAUUAUCACAAAUAUAAUUGAACUACGCUUUAAAAAUAAACAUUUAUAAUUAGUUGAUUUCAAAAUGGAAUCAUAAUAAACAUAUUUUUAUGUAAGAUGAAAACCCAUACCGACUUACCCCAGCGCAAUCCGGAUUAAAUCUGGUGUUAAGAUCUAGGUUGCUCGCAUAUCCAUUGCUACAACUAGAAGAAUAUACGGUUUUUUGACGCAUAAAGCAUCAAAAUCAGUCCACUCUAUUUAAAAGAAAUGAUUUUUUAAAACAAAAUAACGUCAAAAAUCCCCACCAGAUACUUUAAAGUCACUUUUAUACCAUUAAAGACGCUUUUUGGUUUUGCGUGUAAUAACUUUGUUUUCAAACCCAGUUAAGUUCAGCCGGAAAUGAACCGGAGUUCUGGCUGGUUCCAGUUCGUAUUCCGGCUCCAGUGAC
Topomyia yanbarensis is the source of this 1417-nucleotide messenger RNA. RefSeq lists its product as uncharacterized. The record is from RefSeq and is a predicted model, not a curated record. The transcript is spliced from 2 exons. NCBI's taxonomy places the organism in Eukaryota, Metazoa, Arthropoda, Insecta, Diptera, Culicidae. The coding region runs from base 1 to 978 and encodes 325 amino acids.